AUGAGGACGUUCGCAGCAGCACCGUCGUUCACUGCUCCUGCUCUGCGCCGAAGCUACGCAACGCCCGCUUCCUCGGGCAGCCCAACGUCUGCCUACGCGCAGAAGCCAGGCAAGGACGGCAACUACCUCGUUACCCUCGUGCCCGGUGAUGGUAUCGGGCCGGAGGUUGCGCAGGCUGUCAAGGGCAUCUACAGCGCGGCCAAGGUGCCCAUCACUUGGGAGGAGGUCGAUGUCACGCCUGAAAUCAGGGACGGACGCUCGCGCAUCCCGCUCUCUGCUGAGGAGUCGAUCAAGCGCAACACACUCGCGCUCAAGGGCCCCCUCGCAACCCCCAUCGGCAAGGGCCACGUUUCCCUCAACUUGACCUUGCGUCGCACCUUCAAGCUCUUCGCCAAUGUUCGUCCCUGCCGUAGCAUUGAAGGCUACAAGACCCCUUACGACAACGUCGACACUGUCCUCAUUCGUGAGAACACCGAGGGCGAGUACUCGGGCAUCGAGCACGAGAUCGUCGAUGGCGUUGUCCAGUCGAUCAAGCUUAUCACUCUCGAGGCUUCCGAGCGUGUGGCUCGCUAUGCUUUCCACCAUGCUGAGCAGAACGGUCGUAACAGAGUGACGGCGGUGCACAAGGCCAACAUCAUGAAGAUGUCAGACGGCAUGUUCCUGCACGCUUGUCGUCAGGUUGCCAAGGACUAUCCUAAGAUCCAGUACGACGAGGACAACCUCGACCGCGUCUGCCUUCGCAUCGUUCAGGACCCUGCCCCUUACUCCGACCGCGUGAUGGUCAUGCCCAACCUCUACGGAGACAUCCUCUCGGACAUGUGCGCCGGUCUCAUUGGCGGUCUCGGUCUCACGCCUUCCGGCAACAUUGGCAAGGACGCUUCCAUCUUCGAGGCCGUCCACGGCUCUGCGCCGGACAUUGCUGGGCAGGACAAGGCCAACCCUACCGCUUUGCUGCUCUCCUCGAUCAUGAUGCUGCGUCAUAUGAGCCUCUUUGACAAGGCGGACCAAAUCGAGAGCGCCAUCUUCAAGACGAUUGCUGCUGGGGAGACUACGGGCGACCUGGGUGGGAAGCUGGGCACGAGGGCGUUCACUGACAAGAUCAUUAGCAGGCUCUGAGUGAUUUUCUGCGAGCCGCGAUAGAUUGUUCAGUACCUGCGUAGCCUUUUUGUCUAUUUGAAAC
Jaminaea rosea is the source of this 1180-nucleotide messenger RNA. RefSeq lists its product as hypothetical. Lineage: Eukaryota; Fungi; Basidiomycota; Exobasidiomycetes; Microstromatales. Bases 1 to 1116 code for a protein of 371 amino acids. Gene Ontology annotation, molecular function: NAD binding; magnesium ion binding; isocitrate dehydrogenase (NAD+) activity. The record is from RefSeq and is a predicted model, not a curated record. Gene Ontology annotation, biological process: tricarboxylic acid cycle; isocitrate metabolic process. Gene Ontology annotation, cellular component: mitochondrion. The transcript is spliced from 4 exons.